This is a messenger RNA of Plectropomus leopardus (leopard coralgrouper), 3444 nucleotides long. RefSeq names its product chromodomain helicase DNA binding protein 1-like (gene chd1l). Gene Ontology annotation, cellular component: nucleus. NCBI's taxonomy places the organism in Eukaryota, Metazoa, Chordata, Actinopteri, Perciformes, Serranidae. Gene Ontology annotation, biological process: DNA repair; chromatin remodeling. The record is from RefSeq and is a predicted model, not a curated record. Gene Ontology annotation, molecular function: DNA helicase activity; ATP binding.
UUCAGACCACAACAACACGGAGCGGGACUCACUUGUCCGUACAUGUCCGGGGAAAGUUGAGUGUCUGUGCUAACUCCGUCGGUUUGCAAACAUGACAGACAUUUUGUCAAAAAUAAAAAACAGCGUGGCGGAGAAAAAGAAGACGGAUUCCGUGUCUCAGAGCGACCUACAGAAGUGGGGUUUAAGAGGGAUCCAGCUGAGACCCUACCAGCUGGACGGUGUGCAGUGGUUAGCUCAGUGCCUGAGGAGCCAGCAGGGAUGCAUUUUAGGAGACGAGAUGGGCUUGGGGAAAACCUGUCAGACGAUCUCUCUGCUGGUUUACAUGUCAGGGGCUCUGGGGAAGAAAGGUCCGUUUUUGGUGCUGAGCCCGCUGUCUGUCAUGGAAAACUGGAGAAAGGAGCUGGAAUGCUUCGCCCCGUCUCUGACUGUUGUGUGUUACAAAGGAGACAAAGAGAGACGCGCUGAGCUGCAGAUGGAAACAGACACACAGGAAUUUCAUGUUCUGCUCACUACAUAUGAGCUUUGUCUCAAAGAUACUUCGUUCUUAAAACAGUGGAAGUGGAGGGUGCUCGUGGUGGACGAAGCUCACCGACUGAAGAACCAGAACUCACUUUUGCACAAAGUCUUGACGCAGUUCUCAGUUGGUUUCAGAGUCCUGCUGACGGGGACGCCCAUCCAGAACAACCUGCAGGAGCUCCACUCCCUGCUGAGCUUCAUUCAGCCCAACAUCUUCACAGCUGAUGAGUCGGACAGUUUCGCCAAAUCUUACUCCGAUGUGAAAAGUCAACCUGCUCUUGCUGCUGAGCUGCAGAGCGUCCUGGAGCCCUUCCUGCUCCGUCGAGUCAAGUCAGAGGUGGCUGUCGAUCUGCCGAAGAAGACGGAGCUGGUGGUGUACCACGGCAUGUCGGCUCUGCAGAAAAAAUACUACAAAGCCAUUCUGAUGAAGGAUCUGGAGGUUUUUGGAAACGAGCAGGGCAACAAGAACCGGCUGCUGAACAUCUUGAUGAACCUGAGAAAGUGUGUUGACCACCCGUACCUGUUUGAUGGAGUGGAGCCAGAGCCUUUUGAGAUGGGGGAGCAUCUCGUUGAAGCCAGUGGGAAACUUUGCCUUUUGGACAGCAUACUGACUUUUCUUCACAGAGGGGGCCAUCGGGUCCUGCUGUUCUCUCAGAUGACGAGGAUGCUGGACAUACUUCAGGAUUACAUGGAGUACAGAGAUUACAGCUAUGAACGUCUGGAUGGGUCCGUCCGAGGGGAGGAAAGAAAUCUAGCAGUGAAGAACUUCAGCAACAAAGACAUCUUUGUCUUUCUCCUCAGCACUAAAGCAGGUGGAGUGGGUCUGAACCUCACAGCUGCUGACACGGUCAUUUUUAUGGACAGCGACUUCAACCCCCAGAAUGACCUGCAGGCUGCUGCUCGCUGCCAUCGGAUUGGUCAGAACAGGCCUGUAAAAGUGAUCCGCCUUUUGGCAAGAGACACUGUGGAGGAAAUAAUGUACGCUCGUGCCGUAUCUAAGUUGCACCUCACCAACACUGUUAUUGAAGAAGGACGCUUCUCUCUGCUGGACCAGGCUCAGUCCGCUGCUGCAGGACUGCAGCUCAGUGAGAUCUUGAAGUUUGGGGUUGAUAAGCUUCUGUCAUCAGAGGAGAGCUCUGUACAGGAUGUGAAACUGGAGAAGAUCCUCGGUCCGACACACGAUGGUCAGUGGGUGGAUGAAGACUUCACAUCGCUCCGAGAAGAGAUGGAAGAGGAGGAGGAGGAAGAGAGCGGCCUUGAAUCUGACGGCCAGAACCACAUGUACUACUUUGAGGGGAAAGACUACAGUAAAGACCCGAGCUCCGAAGACCAGAUGAGCUUUGACCGUUUGUUGGAGGAGCAGCUGGCCGAGUUUCAGAGAGCUGCAGGAGAGGGACGAGCUCUGAGACACAAAGCUGGAGUUUCACUGUCAGUCACUCUUGGGAUUCCCACGAGGAAGAGGAAACCUCUCACCGAGGCUGAACUGGAGCUGCGGCGCCAGAGGCGUGAGGAGGCUGCAGCCAAGAGAGCCAAAAUUCAGGAGGAGGCGAAGAAGAAGCAACAAGAGCAGAAAUAUAAGAAAAAAAUGGCGUGGUGGGAGUCGUGCGGCUACAGAUCACGUUGCCUGCCGUCUGUGGACAGCGAAGAAGACGACGAAGAGGAGGACGACAGCAGCGUUUGCUCCACAGACUCUGACAGCAUGGCCAUCAACUACGUCCUGGGGGAUGUUACUCACCCUCACACCGCUCAGGGAGAUGCUAUCAUCGUCCACUGUGUCGAUGACUCAGGCCGGUGGGGACGGGGAGGCUUGUUUACAGCUCUGGAGGUGAGAUCAGAUGAACCACGGAAGACAUAUGAGUUGGCUGGCAAGAUGAAAGAUUUGGACCUUGGAAAUGUGCUGCUCUUCCCCAUCGAUGACAAACAGUCCAGAUUAGACGGCCAGGAUCAGCUGGCCCUGAUUGUCGCACAGCAACGAGACAGAGCGAACAACCUGUCCGGGAUCCUUCUGACGGCUCUGGAUGAAGGUCUGAAGAAGAUCUACGCAGCAGCUAAAAGACACAAGGCAAGCGUACAUCUUCCUCGCAUCGGCCACUCCACAAAAGGCUUCAACUGGUACGGCACAGAGAGGCUCAUCAGGAAACACCUGGCCUCCAGAGGCAUCCCCACGUUCAUAUACUAUCACAACAGAGCAGCAAAGAAAACGGCUCCAGGUCUGACGCCCACACCUGUGACCUCAUCCUCAACUUCCUCCCUUUUACCACAGCCGCACGACUCCGACAGGCUGUCUGAAGACGAGACAGAGGCAGAAACCCCCGGCCCUUCAGCUGCUCCUCAGAGCCGCGGCCCCACAGAGCUCCCAGAUUUCAUGAGGGGGGUCCGUGUGUUUUUCUACAACCUGCCUGCAUCAGAGAGGAAGAGGCUGUCCCGCUACCUCAUCACUUAUGAUGGAGAUGAGGAGGAGAUCAUGAGUCCGGAGGUCACACACAUCGUCGCAGAGGUGGAGAACAGCGUCCACUCGCUUGAGCUCCAGGAUCUGGUGCGUCAGUACACGCAGGCUGUCCCCGUGCAGAAGGACUGGCUGGAGUCCUGCUUCUCCAAACAACGAAGAGUCGACACUUCCCCGUUCCUCCAUCGGCUCAGAUAACACUCUGCUUCAUUGUUUUUUUAAACUCUCUUUUUUUAUUGAAACUAUUCUUCUGGGUCAAGCUUGAGUUAAAUUCGGGGGGUUACUUGAAAAUGCAAUUUGUGUUAAAUUAUAUCAAAACAGUUUACAAUUACCGAUUUAUAGGUAGUUUAUUAUUAUUGCUGUGUCAUGACAAUUAUCUUUAUAAUCGCACUUGAUUAUAAAACAUCUGAUGAAACAAACACACACAUUUAAAAACCAAAGAGCUAAAAAGAAAUGCACGUCACUUGCUACAUUAUAAGUAG